Molecule: messenger RNA, 1161 nt
Organism: Cooperia oncophora
Lineage: Eukaryota; Metazoa; Nematoda; Chromadorea; Rhabditida; Trichostrongylidae
Source: the annotation of a GenBank genome assembly
AUGCGUUUCGCCGUUCUCCUAGCCCUGGUUGGGCUCUCGGCCGCUGCCGUAGUUCAGCAUCCAUUGAUGUGGCGGAAGUCAAGAAAGAUCGAAAUGAUCGAGCGAGGAGAGUAUGCCGCCUACGUCGAGUACCGCAACUCUCUACGUGCUGCCAAUCUCGCUAGCCUUCCACAGUCGGUAUCCGACUAUGGAGACUACGAGUACGUUGGUAACAUCACCAUCGGCACACCCAACCAGCAGUUUGUCGUCGUGCUCGAUACUGGCUCAGCCAAUCUCUGGGUACCAGAGACCUCUUGCGACACAUCCUGCAACAAGAAGCACAAGUUCGUCUCGAGCUCGUCAUCAUCAUUCGUCAAGAGCACAAAGACCUGGACCAUCACCUAUGGCUCCGGAGAUGCCAAGGGAGUACUUGGAACUGACACUGUCAAGUUCGGCGGAAGCAAGGAAAAGCAGCUGGCUGUACCAAAAACCACCUUCGGAUUGGCUACACACAUCUCGGCCGACUUCAAGAACGACCCAACUGACGGUAUUCUCGGACUUGCCUUCACCUCACUUGCUGUCGAUAAGGUUGUCCCUCCACUCAUCAACGCCAUCGACCAGGGUCUGCUUGACCAGCCGCUAUUCACCGUAUGGAUGGAGCACCGUGGAAAUCUUAAUGGAGCCCCAGGAGGUAUCUUCACCUAUGGAGCCAUUGACACGAAGAAUUGUGGCCCAAUCACCGCCUAUGAGCCCCUCACCUCUGCCACUUAUUAUGAGUUCAAGAUGACCGCCAUUGGAUUGGGAACCUACAAGAACACCAAGAACUACAAUGUGAUCUCUGACACCGGUACAUCUUUCAUCGGAGGACCCAAGACCGUCACUGAUGCCCUGGCUGCAGCUGCUGGAGCUAAGUACAGCGCUGUCGAGGAAUCCUACACCAUCGCCUGUAAUGCUAAGCCAGCCAAGAUUGACAUCACCAUCGGAGGCAAAGUCUACUCAAUCGACCCCGUCAACUACAUCGUUAGCGCUGGAACCAACAAGUGCCUCUUCGCAAUGUUCCCAUUCGAGUUCGGCGGUUUUGGUCCAUCAUGGAUUCUUGGCGAUCCCUUCAUCCGUCAAUUCUGCAACAUCUACGACAUUGGACAGAAGCGAAUGGGAUUCGCACCCUCCCUACAGAAGUAG